This is a messenger RNA of Betta splendens (Siamese fighting fish), 1484 nucleotides long. RefSeq names its product deoxycytidine kinase (gene dck). Gene Ontology annotation, biological process: nucleobase-containing compound metabolic process. Bases 182 to 970 code for a protein of 262 amino acids. NCBI's taxonomy places the organism in Eukaryota, Metazoa, Chordata, Actinopteri, Anabantiformes, Osphronemidae. Gene Ontology annotation, molecular function: ATP binding; deoxycytidine kinase activity. The record is from RefSeq and is a predicted model, not a curated record. The transcript has 7 exons. Gene Ontology annotation, cellular component: cytoplasm; mitochondrion.
CACCUUCUCGCCGGACAUCAGGACGGAGCGCGCGGAGCAGCUGCUUCCUGGGCGGAGUCACAGCUGCAAACCGCCGCUUCCUGAUGUUCGCUACCGCCAAACCUGAAUCAACGCGGGGCUCCAGGCAGCAGCUGCAUCAGUAACGCAAUAACGAGCCUUUGUUUUAAUAACCGCAUAAAAAAUGCCCGUGACUCCGAAGCGGCCGCGUCCCGAUUUACUGGACGACUCCACGGAGAAAAGGAUGAAGCGCAUUUCUGUGGAGGGAAAUAUUGCGGCGGGCAAGUCCACCUUUGUGCGCCUUUUGGGUCAGGAGAGCGCGGACUGGGAGGUGGUACCGGAACCGAUCGCCAGGUGGUGCAAUGUCCAAACAAACGCCAGCGACUUUGAGCUGACCACGUCCCAGAGGAGUGGAGGGAAUGUGCUGCAGAUGAUGUAUGAAAAGCCGGAGAGGUGGGCCUACACCUUCCAGAGCUACGCCUGCAUCAGCAGGGUGCGCGCCCAGAUCCGCUCCGCCAACGGCAAGCUGCGGGAGGCCGAGAACCCCGUGCAGUUCUUCGAGCGCUCCAUCUACAGCGACAGGUACAUCUUCGCGGCCAACCUCUACGAGAGCGAGUGCCUGAACGAGACGGAGUGGUCGGUGUACCAGGACUGUCACAGCUGGCUGCACAGCCAGUUCGGCAAACACAUAGAGCUGGACGGAAUCAUCUACCUCCGAGCUUCGCCGGAGAAAUGUUUAGAGCGGCUGCACCUGAGAGGCAGGCAAGAAGAACAGGACAUCCCCCUGGAGUACCUGGAGAAGCUCCAUUUCAAGCACGAGAGCUGGCUGCAGCACAAGACCAUGAAAAUGGAGUUUGAGUAUCUCCACGAUGUCCCAGUCUUGACCAUAGACGUGAAUGACGACUUCAAGGAUAAUGAUCAGAGGAGCGUGGACAUGAUUGAGAAAGUGAAGGACUUCUUGAGCACAUUGUAGACGCAGCGGUUGACACAAUGAAAUGCCCCAACACAGACACUUCUACCAGUCACUGCCUGUAGCUUUUCCAAUAAUUCCACUGAUGUUAGUGUGUUUUGUAUAUAUUAUUUUGUUUUAUGCUUGUGACACGGCGCUUUUUUUAUCAACAGAUGACAAUAAACGGAAAGACCUGAACUAAUUUAAAAUUGUUUAUAAAUCGCGUAGAGGGAGUGGGGAAAUAUUUUCUAAACCUAAAUAGUGUCUCCCUUUCGCCACAAGGUGGCGCCAGUCUCCAUUUUAACUCACCUAUUUAUGACUGACGCCUCUUCUACUGUAGUUCGCUCCAACGGGAUUUGGGUAAAACUGCCUUUAAAUAGAGGUUUUAAAUUAUACUUUUACGCCUCAUACUUAGAAAAAAUUACACACAGGAAGGUGCAUGUUCUUGUGGUAUAUAUGACUGCAGUGUUUUCAAGAUUUUGAUGUGUUCUAUAAAUGUCAUAAAUAAAUGCUUUUGUUAACAAACUCAACAAACAAA